UUAAUUACCUACUUAAUUACUUCUUUUCAAAAGCGCCCUCUAUUUACCAUCUAAUCUAAACGAAAAAAUACAAAUUUUGUUUUUUUUUUUUUUUAAAAUAAAAAUAUCAAAAAUUAAAAGCGCACAUCAAAUUAUACGUUUUCUUCAACUCACCUGUUUUAUUGAAAUAUUAUUAAAGUAUUUUUGAGGAUAAGAAAAAAAAAAAACGGAAAUUCUCCCACCGUACAUCUCUAAAUUUUAUUAAAAAGUACCAAAAGUAUUAAAGUAACAAGAAGAAGAGGAAAAAGGAAGAAGAAGGAAAAAACGAUAUUUACUUUUUUUUUUUUUUAAAUCAUAUAACCGGACUUAUUUACUUUGUUAUUGUUUUAAAGAACAUUUGUCCCGCGCCUUUUUACUCAAUUAGCACACAAUAACAAGAUUGCCAAGUUAAAUUUCAAAUAUCACUAAAAAUUAAACUUGAUUGUGUAAAAAAAAAAAAACAUAGCCAAGCCAAACUCGCUUAAUCAAAAACAACAUAAAAAUUGAAAACACAAAAAUUAAAAAUUGUUGCAAAAGAAGAAAUUAAUAUAAAACAAAAAAAAAUAAAAUGGCUAAAAAUCAAGAUGGUAUUAAAAGUACUGAUAGUACAAAAAAAUCUGUAACUGAUGUAGCAAAUAUUUCACCAAAAGUACUUGAAAAUUGUAAAGAAUUAAGAUAUACCGAAGAUCAAAUUAAAAAAUUGGGUAUUAGUAUUCUUAAUGAAAUAAAUCGUGGUCUAUCAAAGAAAACGAAUCCAAGUGCUGAUAUUAAAUGUUAUGUAACAUAUGUACAAGAUCUACCAAAUGGUACUGAACGUGGUAAAUUUUUAGCAUUGGAUUUGGGUGGUACAAAUUUCCGUGUACUUUUAAUUCAUUUAAAAGGUGAAAAUGAAUUUGAAAUGCAAUCAAGAAUUUAUGCGAUACCACAGGAUAUUAUGUUGGGUUCUGGUACACAAUUAUUUGAUCAUAUCGCUGAAUGCUUGGCUAAUUUUAUUAAAGAACAAGGAUUACAAAAAGAACGUUUACCAUUGGGUUUUACAUUUUCAUUUCCAUUGAUACAAUUAGGUCUAACAAAAGGUUUAUUGGUUAGAUGGACAAAAGGUUUUAAUUGUGAAGGUGUUGUUGGUGAAGAUGUUGUUCAAUUAUUAAAAGAUGCUAUUGCAAGACGUGGUGACGUUGAAAUUACAGUAUGUGCAAUAUUAAAUGAUACAACUGGUACAUUAAUGUCAUGUGCAUGGAAAAAUCAUAAUUGUAAAGUUGGCCUAAUUGUUGGAACCGGUAGUAAUGCAUGCUAUGUUGAACGUGUUGAAAAUGCUGAAUUAUUUGAUGUCCCAGAUAAUAAGAAACCGCAUGUAUUAAUAAAUACUGAAUGGGGAGCAUUCGGUGAUAAUGGUGCAUUAGAUUUUGCACGUACAGAAUAUGAUCGUUUAGUUGAUAUUCAUAGUAUAAAUCCUGGUAAACAAUUACAUGAAAAAAUGAUAUCUGGAAUGUAUAUGGGUGAAUUGGUACGUUUAGUUAUUGAAAAAUGUGUUAACGAUGGUUGUUUAUUUAAUGGUGAAGGAUCAGAUUCAUUAUUUACACGUGGACAAUUCUUUACAAAAUAUGUAUCUGAAAUUGAAUCAGAUGAAAUUGGUUCAUAUACAAACUGCCGUAUGGUACUAGAAGAAUUAGGUAUAAUUGAUGUUUCUGAUGAUGAUUGUGCUGCUGUAAGAUAUAUAUGUGAAUGUGUUUCAAGUCGUGCUGCUCAUUUAACAUCAUGCGGUAUUGCAGCAUUAUUAAAUAAAAUGGAUGAUCCAAGUGUUACUGUUGGUGUUGAUGGAUCAGUAUAUCGUUUCCAUCCAAAAUUCCAUGAUUUAAUGGUAUCAAAGAUGCGUGAAUUAGUAAAACCACAUAUCAAAUUUGAUUUAAUGUUAUCUGAGGAUGGUUCCGGUAGAGGAGCUGCAUUAGUUGCUGCCGUUGCAUCACGACAAAAUUAAGAAAAAAAAAAACCUAUUUUUAUUUUUUAAUUAUUUUUAUUUUUUAUAGUACUAGAAAUUUAUUAAAAAUACAUAUAUAUAAAUAUAUACAUACAAUAAGUAUAAUAAAAAAAAUAUUUUUAGAAAAUAAAGUUUUAAAAUAAAUGAAUAAUUACAUAACAUCAAAUAAUAUUUAUAUAAACAAAAAAACCAAUUCUAUAUGAAUUAAAAAUAAAAAAAAAAAAAAAUAGUUACAUAAAAGAAACAAAUUAUACAUAUAAUCUAAAGUAAAUAAUCAAAAAUAAUAAUAAUAAAUUAUAAAAAUGUUAAAAAUAAGGUAUAAACCAAUUAUAAAAUAAUUAUAUAGAAUUGAAAAUAUUGCAUAGCAUUAAAUGUAAAAACCAAAAUUUUCUGUUUAAUCACCGCAAAACAAUAUUUUUUUAUUACAAAUUACAUUUAGUAUACAGUCAUAAUAUUAUUACUUAUGCAGGAAUUGGCUUUAAUAAAAAUAAAUAAUAUUUGGAUCUGUAAUAUGGUUUCAUAAUUAAAGUUAUAAAAUUUUAAGUUUAACAACUUAAGUACCCUCAAUCUAAGUAGAUUCUAUCUUAGAUCGAUUUUAGUUUAUUUUAUUUUGUUAUUUUUUAAUUUGUUAUAAAUCAGUCUCAUUAAAAAAUAAUUAAUAUUAUUUGUACAAUGCAAUAAUUAAAAUAAAAAUGUUAAUAUUAUUAUCAGAUACCUAAAAAAUCUAUAAUAUGGUUUUGAAACAAAUGAACAAUAAAGAAUAAAAAUAAGCAAAAUAAAACCAGAGAAAAAAAAAUUUUGUAUAUAAAAAAGAAAAAUACAUAAGUAAUUUAAAUAUUGUAAUUAAAUAAUUUAAAUUUUAGAAAGAAAAAUAUUUGCAUUAUCUAAAAUGAGAAAAAAAAAAAUACAAAUGAUUUAAAAUUCUGUAAAAUAAAAUUAAAUUUGUAAUUGUCAUGCGAAAAAUAGAAAUGUUUGCAAAAUGCAUAAAAACAUUACAGAACAUAACGGUAUGUUAUUGUAUUUUUUUUUUUAUAAAUACAAGAUUAUUAGGCAUAAAAAAAAACACAAGAAACAAUUAAAGAAAAUUUAAAUAUAGAUAUUUCAUUGAAUUAUGUAUAAAUAUAUAAAAAGAAAAUUAAUUAUAUAUAUUUAUAUCACUACAGAUUUAAGUUUAAUUAAAAAAAAUUAUACAAACAUACAUACAUAAAUAUAUAUUUAAAAUAAUAAAUUAUUGUAAGAAUAAAGA
Condylostylus longicornis is the source of this 3239-nucleotide messenger RNA. RefSeq names its product hexokinase type 2 (gene Hex-A). Gene Ontology annotation, biological process: glycolytic process; glucose 6-phosphate metabolic process; intracellular glucose homeostasis. Bases 587 to 1993 code for a protein of 468 amino acids. NCBI's taxonomy places the organism in Eukaryota, Metazoa, Arthropoda, Insecta, Diptera, Dolichopodidae. Gene Ontology annotation, cellular component: cytosol; mitochondrion. The transcript is spliced from 3 exons. Gene Ontology annotation, molecular function: ATP binding; fructokinase activity; D-glucose binding. The record is from RefSeq and is a predicted model, not a curated record.